Messenger RNA from Dibothriocephalus latus, 849 nucleotides. Lineage: Eukaryota; Metazoa; Platyhelminthes; Cestoda; Diphyllobothriidea; Diphyllobothriidae. The record is from the annotation of a GenBank genome assembly.
GAGGACUCUCAGUUCACUGCGAUUAAACUGAAUCUGGCGUCGUUUGAUCUGCCUUCAGGGGAUUCCAGUAGUGGUCCCCUGCGUGAACGUAUCGCUCAAAUAGGUUGCAGUCUACUGGAAACGAUCAGCCUUCUCACCGCUAAAUUCGACGUCAAAGUUGUCCGCUUAUCGGGCGACUCUGAAGGUGGAGGCGGUGGCGGAGGUAGUAGUAGCAGCAGCCUGGUUGGUCUCCUGAUGACGGACACGGCCUUCCGCUUCCUAGCUCAAGUAGCCUGCCUCUCCAGCUUUAACGAGAACGCCGAUGAAGGUGGCCCAUUCUGCGUCCUGAUUAACACUGAUAUCUCACAUUUGAUGCGUCACAACUUGGGCGCGUCUUCCUGCAUCCAGCCCAAUCACUCUGGCGGCGGAUCUUCACACGGUCUGGAAAAUAUACUGCCCGUCCUGACCAAAGUCACUGGUCCGCCUACCUACCUACUCUCUGCCUACGACCAAAGCCUUCUGCCAACAGCCGAGAGCUCUUGGUUUGUGAAUGGUACUCUGCCGUUGGCUUGGUUGGCUCAGGCUCAUCGUCGGCACCGUCUGUUUGUUUCACUUGAUCUGUCCAGAGCCCAGGUACUUCCGGGUCAUGCUGGGCUCUCAUUCACACAGCUGGGACGAGUACAGCCCUCGGGAGAUUUCGUUAGGUUACUCAAUAGCCUCUCACGAAUGACACUGCUUAGUAACAAUGAGAUAGCCAGCAGGGUCUCCACUGCCGUCCUCUCCGUGUGGCCAAUGCACCGAUUGCCCGGGGUAUGUUAUGCAUGGUUAAUAAAUGAUUUUUACUCAAAUAUGCUAGUGAACAGUCGGUAA